This is a messenger RNA of Branchiostoma belcheri (Belcher's lancelet), 3213 nucleotides long. RefSeq lists its product as uncharacterized. Bases 1 to 3213 code for a protein of 1070 amino acids. The transcript has 4 exons. The record is from RefSeq and is a predicted model, not a curated record. NCBI's taxonomy places the organism in Eukaryota, Metazoa, Chordata, Leptocardii, Amphioxiformes, Branchiostomatidae.
AUGGAGUCCUGGCGCGUUUGGGCGCUUUUCCUGAUAAUUUCAGUGACUUGUGUUGAUCCGAGCCUGUCGUCAUCAGCUUGUGAUGCCAUUCCCACAGCUAUACUUCGUUUGAACUUUGCUGGGAAAUUUCUUGCUGAUGUCUCUACUUACAACAACGACCUGCAAAACUUCAACAUCAGCACGUUUGAUCCCCUGAAAUACCCUCACUGGAACCCCAAAGGAACCGCUGAUUUCCGAUUGGUCUACUGUAAUGUGACGCAAGUCUGCUACGGUGACAAGGGCGGCGAGUGUGUCGACGAUCACGAAAAGGACAGUAUAGUUGGCCAACCGAUCAUAGGCUCGGACAGCACCACUACAGGAAAGCUGGUGGACCUGGAUCCAGACGACCAAACACAAUCUCAGAUCUGGGGGCUGGUGGUCGGCGUGGACGGGUUCUUCAAAGGGGACUUUGCACCGCGGUCAUUCAACCACAUGCACCAUUGUAAGGAAGGAGCUCGUAGUGAUCUGGCAUUAUGUGCCGUCUUUCUGUCAACUUUACAAAACGUAAAGUGGCUCAACGGGCUCCAGACAAGCCAGUCCGAGUUUGCACUUCAAGUCAAGUCUCUCAGUCGUAAGGAUGGCUUUCAGUUGUACAUCAAACUUAACGUCUACAACAUGGAUGUAAACUCUACGUCUCCAGACUUCCCGUAUGGCCGUGUGGUUGGUACCGUAUAUGCAAAAGUGUCGAAGACUCCCCAUCCUUAUGGCCCGUACAACAGGAUGCUGUGGGACCCCCGCGGAGGUGGUCACGUGCCGUUCUAUGUUGACACCAACAAUAAUGAUGUCAAAGUGGUAUUGGACUUUGGUAACAGCUUGAAGCUAGACGUCAAUGGUAGUGUGGUCGAAUCAUCAGAUGGACCCCUGCACCUCCUUCAAUACAAAGGAAAGGAUCUAAACUGCGGACUUCUGAACAACAGAGGAUACGAUCUAGGAAAAAUCAGGCUGGGUGGAAAUGACUGGUUUCAGACGACUGGGGGCAUAGUUGAACUUUCAGUAAAUCCCGAGGAUAUUGAAACUAUUGAGAACACCCCACUGACGGUCAUUCAAGUGAACCACAGCAUCAAUUACCCACGGCACUGCGAGCCAGUGUUGGAGGAAAGACCAGAUGGCCUGUUCGUCCAAGCCAUUGACGAUCGUGUUGCACGACAAGAGCCCGACACUGAGUGGACUAUGAAGUUUCGCACUUUCCAGUUUGGCAGGUCUGCUAAAGAGAUCAUCACCAGGCCCAAUCAAACCUCGCCAGAAAAUGACACAUCAAUACAAAUUGUCCGCACCGAACCAUCCGACAUCAACGGCAUUUCCUCGAUAACGUUCCGGUCCACUGAUCCUGGGGAGCCUAGGAAAGAACUGCAACUAGAUGGUCAAGUAUAUUAUUACAGUAUAAUCGUCCAAAAAGGAAGCGACGGUACAGAAUUUGAGGUUAAGGACUUAUUCGUAUGCGUUCACCUGUAUUCAGAGUACACCAUCCCCAAGGAAGUGACCUGGUACGACCACGUCUACCCGAUAUUCCUACAGUACGCCAAUCUCUAUCCCGCCAUGAAACAAAUAAUUAACCUUGCAAGCUACGAGGAUGUUACUAGAAAAACCAAAUUACUCAAACACGCUCUUACCCUUCCUGAAACGGACCCAAAUCACAUGCCGGUGACCAGGGACUUAUCUCCAAAAAAGCGACAAAUGAUUUUAUACUGGUUAGACAACGUAGACCCAUCCACAAAGCUCCCCAAAUUAGGAACGACCACCCACACCUUAGAUGAACUAAAAACGACCUUGCAGCUAGCUCUACAGCUGGAACUGGCUACCAUUCCCCCCUACCUGAGUGCGCUGUUCUCGAUUAAAGAUGGCGACAACGAAGAGGUGGCGGCUCUGAUCGGAAGUGUUGUUCUCGAUGAGAUGAAACAUGUGGCUCUGGUCGCCAACGUUCUGAACGCGAUUGGUGGCGCACCAAAUUUGAACGAUAGAUCUGUGUUCCCGUUGUACCCAGCGCCACUUCCGGGGGGCGCCAACCCUGGGCUUGUAGUGAAGCUUGCGAGAUGCUCAUUGAACCAAAUUCGAACCGUUUUUCAAGGGAUAGAGAGGCCAAACUGCAACCAAAAAUAUUCUGAUGUGAUUCAAUAUCUCCGCCGUAAUAAAAAAUAUAUCAUAAAUUUAAGGCACGGCAAUGACGAUGAUAACGGCCACGUGCACACCUGGACGGAAAUUUCCGAACGGUGUAAAGAGAUAACAACAAGACCUCAGACCAUCGGUGCCAUCUACAUCCACCAGAUCCUCUGCCCUAUGGUCACACUACACAAACAGGGGAAAUCUCCUUUUAGAGGUGACAAAGCAAAGCAAAUAACUGGUAAACAAUGGCUUAGCAAUGUGGACAGUGUACCAUUUGCGGUGCAUGAUCUUCGCAGUGCAGUGGCUGCCAUAGUGGACAUCGCUACCGAGGGCGAGGGGACUGAUCCGUGCGACCCGUUUGACGAAAGAAACGAUGUUUCACACUUCUUCAAGUUUGCUGAAGUGGUGCACGGACGGAAACUAAAAAUGAUAAAUGAAACAGCCCCAGACAAGUCAUCAUUGGCACAUUUCUUUGAAAACUUUUUCGAAUGUUAUGAAGACAUGAACUGUACAACGGCAUUCGGCUUCAUUGGCAAAAUUGUGCCUUUCUAUGAAGACGGUGUCUGGCCGACCAUUUCUAACCCGCACACCAAGAGUUACCCUAAAAAAUCGCAGGCUCGCCAAUAUUCAGACAACUUCAACAUGAUCUACACAGGCCUGCUGAUGUGUCUUCAUGAGGCUUUUAACGGAAAGCCCGACAAAAUAAAGGAAUGCACGGGUAUGAUGUCGUCACUUCAUGCCUGGGGUAAAAAGCUGGUGCAGACACCGAUAGACCCGAAUGGAGAUCCCGAGAUUGGGCCAAACGCCGCACCGACCUUCGAGUUUUACGAAUUCGAACCGAUUGAUAAAAAAAAGGAAAAGGACGUCGACUCAACUUCAACCCCACGGAGCGGCAAAGAUGAGAUCAUGCCCGAGUCCAGGAUGGCUGUCACCGUCUCAUCAUCACCACAAAACCAUUACCACUUCAUCAAGAUCUUACACAAUCUCAGCGCCAUCAUCAUCGUCCCAGCACCAUGGUCAAACUAUCAAGCUAUCACUAUCAGCACAAAAGCAGUCGCCUCAUCAGCAUCAUGA